AUGAGUGGCAUUCAUCGGUUUUUGACGCGUCGCGACCGGCACAAUAAGUUGAACAAGCAAAGCAAAGAAGAGGUAUGUGUGUACGGAGCAUCUCAUAUACUUUCACGUCCUCUAUUCCAUGGACUUUUCAAGGCAGAGAUAAUACCGGAAGAUAAUCACAAUCAUGAGAAGGUCAAAUCCCUUGCUCAACGAAUGAAGCAGCUUGGAAUUACUGCGAUAGAGGAAGAGCAUAUGAAUUAUGCAUUGAAAGCCACACAAGGUGACACAGAGAAGGCAUUCAGUCUGCUACUCCUGCUAGAGGACUCCAUCGAAGGAAUCAUCAGGAAUUACACACCGAACACCAAGCUUCUAGGUGCAGAAAACCGUCAAGGAGUCACAUGCUAUCUAGACGCGUUGUUGUUCGCCAUGUUCGCCCGUCUUGAUUGUUUUGAAGCCAUUCUAUACAAAUCAUUUAAUGAUGAGCCGCGUCGAAAGCUUGCAAUCCUUCUGAGACUAUGGGUGAAUCUGUUGCGAUCGGGGAAGCUCAUAACCACAGAUAUGACAAAGCACCUACAGGAGUCCCUAGCAGAAUGCGGUUGGGAAGAUGCAGCCAAACUUCAACAACAGGAUGCUUCAGAAGCAUUCACUUUUCUUACUGAAAAGUUAGAGCUGCCACUUCUGACUUUAAAGAUGGACAUCUAUCAUACUGGAAAGGAGGAUGAAAGUGAUGACCAUAAGUUCAUCAAUGAGAGGCUUCUCGAGGUUGCCAUACCACCAGAGCCAACUGAUGGACAAUCACUCACACUGGAAGACUGUCUGGAAGCUUACUUCAAUAACAGAAUUGAAGUGAAACGACAUAUGGAACGACGCAACACUGCAAGCUCGAUUAGAUCGGCGGAUUCACUCUCCAUAUCCAAGGGGUCCACCUCACAUGUUGAAACAGUGGAGAUUGAGGUCACACCCACUGUUUCUCCUUCUCAAACAAAUGCACCGCGAGCCGAAAAACCAAACCCCUGGUCAUCCUUCAGUGAGUUCGCUGAAACCCUCGAGGCAUCUCGAGCACCUGGCCGACGUGCUAGUAUUCUUCGCGAGCGGUUCUUUCCGGAUCCAAGUGACCACACAAAUACCGGAGAUUCGAAUCUGGAGGAAGAUACCAGUGCAGAUCAAGAUACCAGUGGCGAUGCACAACCUCGAAGGGGCUCAUAUAAGAAAGAGGUAAUGAUGCCUGCGUGGCAGUUUUUCAGUUUGAUACCGUGGUAUACAGACAAUACGCCAACAAAUGACGCGCAAGUUGCAGCACACUUUUCCUCAAAACGGCCGAUCCUUGGGAUGUGUCUGAAACGUUAUUCCUUCUUGCCAGACGGGAAGGCAGUCAGACUCAACACACACAUUGAUAUACCAACAGAGAUCGGCCUGCCUCAUUUCAUCCAAGAUGACAACUUGGAUGCGAAUGCUCCUAUCUAUGGGAGCUUCAAACUCUCUUUGCAGGCUCUGGUUUGCCACAGGGGCAACUCGGUUGACUCGGGGCAUUAUAUUUCCAUUGUUCGAGGCACCAAUUCCGCCAAUGGUGGCACUCCUGUCACUAGUGGCCCGGAAGCCCCAGAGACAUCCAAACAUUGGAUGCGGUUCGACGAUCUUGCAGCAGAACGAGUGACAUUGGUUGACAUUGAUCAUGCGUUGAAAACGGAAUCUCCCUAUCUUCUAUUUUAUCAAAUUCUUCCUAUCGGCGAAGAUCCAUCUGCGCCCAAUAUUCCGAAUGCACCGUCAUCUCGGGCGUCAGACGGCAGUACACUAGCCGACCAAACAGAUUUCAGCGCCGAAGACUUUGCUUCUGAGCGACCAAGUGUUGAAGUGACAGCGCCAUGCGAGACUAAUGCACAAACAUUAGCCAAUGCCGCAAGACGACCCAGCAUAGCAUUCUCAGAUGCCAGUAAUCCAGCUGGUCUUCAGCCACGCUCUGUUCCAUCCUCAUCGCCUAAGCUGGCAUCGAUGGAUGAAGAAAACACAAAGGGGACAUCGCUCUCAGGUCGUGGGCCUCGAUCAGUCAGGAGUAAUCCCGGCAGUCGUGCUGGCAGCCAAACGGGUGAAAAUAGAAUCAGUGCCACUUUUUCGCGCUUUGCUGAACGGCUUAGUCGGGAUAGAAUUAGCAAUGACGGAUUUACAGAGGGAAAGGAAGGAGAUGAGUCUGCAAUGGAGAUUGAUGACACUGUGGAUGAGCUGAAACUCGGGCCAGCUGCCCUUGAGAACAAGGAGAAGCGUGGUAGAGGCCGAACGAAGGAUCAGGAGCGGCACAAAGGGAAGGCAAAGGAGAAAUCUAAGGAAAAGAGCAAGAAAUUGGAUCGGGAAUGUGCAGUGAUGUGA
Messenger RNA from Penicillium vulpinum, 2340 nucleotides. RefSeq names its product ubiquitin C-terminal hydrolase family protein. The transcript is spliced from 5 exons. The coding region runs from base 1 to 2340 and encodes 779 amino acids. Gene Ontology annotation, biological process: protein deubiquitination. Gene Ontology annotation, cellular component: cytosol; nucleus. NCBI's taxonomy places the organism in Eukaryota, Fungi, Ascomycota, Eurotiomycetes, Eurotiales, Aspergillaceae. Gene Ontology annotation, molecular function: cysteine-type endopeptidase activity; cysteine-type deubiquitinase activity. The record is from RefSeq and is a predicted model, not a curated record.